Messenger RNA from Nasonia vitripennis (jewel wasp), 1188 nucleotides. It is a transcript of the gene Or132, whose product is annotated as odorant receptor 132. The record is from RefSeq and is marked inferred. Gene Ontology annotation, molecular function: odorant binding; olfactory receptor activity. Bases 1 to 1188 code for a protein of 395 amino acids. Lineage: Eukaryota; Metazoa; Arthropoda; Insecta; Hymenoptera; Pteromalidae. Gene Ontology annotation, biological process: detection of chemical stimulus involved in sensory perception of smell; sensory perception of smell. Gene Ontology annotation, cellular component: plasma membrane. The transcript is spliced from 9 exons.
AUGGAGAUUUACGACAGUAGGUACUUUGUUUAUAACAAACGCUUCCAAACGGCGCUGGGUGUCUGGCCGUAUCAAAGCCGCGUGAAAAAUGCUAUCAUAUGCGGCUUCUUGCUGUUGGUCAUGAUCGCUCUGGUGGUCCCACAAAUAAUACGUCUGAAGAUGUACAUAGGAAAAGACAAGGACAAGAGCAUGGAGAACGUUUUUGGUCUUUUCUACAUUUUCGCAAUCUACGUCAAGCUUUUUACGGCCGUCUAUGCCGAGGAUAGGCUGAAGAUAUUGUACGAGAGCACUGCGAGGAAUUUCCAGAUUUACACCGACAAGAUGGAGAAGAAGAUUCUACACGAGAACUCCGAAAGGGGUCGACUUAUCACGCUUGUUUUCAUAAUGUACAUGAUGACCGCAUUGAUAGUGUUCAUCUUGCUACCCAUGUAUCCCAUCAUGACGGACGUGAUUGUCCCACUGGAUCAUCCUCGAGCUCGGAUGUUUAUACUGAACGGAGAUUACCUCGUCGAUAGGGAUGAGUACUAUUUUCAGAUCUAUGUGUUCGAGAGCACAUCCGCUGCUCUGACUGUCUUCAUUCUAUGCUCGACCGAUCCCAUGUACGCCGCGAUCGUUGAGCACUGCUUGGGACUGUUCUGCAUUUGCAAGUAUCGGCUGAACAACUUCAACAAGCCACGCAGGACCGAGAUAAUCGAAAAAGCGAAUGCUGAAAGCCAGGUGGACGAGUACGCGUACACUGCACUCGUCGAGGCGAUUCAAUUGCACAAGAAUAUUCUCAAGUACACUAAAAUAAUACAGACGUCGUACUCGUUGUACUUUUUGCUGGAAAUGGGAGCCACUAUGGGUCUUCUAACUUCGACUUCCAUCAUAAUCGUAAUGAAACUGUAUCGGCCACUGGAUUGCAUCAGAUAUUUUUUGGUCUUAAUUGGAUUGUUGCUGCACAUAUUCUUUCUGAGCUGGCCGGGUCAGAAGUUGAUAAACGUCAGCGGUGACAUCUUUCAAGACACAUAUCACAAUGAUUGGUACGAGAGUUCACUGAGGUGUCAGCGGCUCUUGAGAUUCAUGUCGUUGAAUUGCUCCAAACCCUGCCAGUUGUCCGGCGGCGGACUGUACGUGAUGAACUUCGUCAACUUUGCGAGGAUUCUCAAAACGUCGGCUUCGUACAUCACGGUCUUCUCGUCGUUCUAA